CUCACUGCCUCCUGAUCAUCUAGAGUGCAGGAUUCUGAUGCAACAAGGUGUCCACCGUCCUCUCAGCCUAGAGCACCUGUUCAACAGAUGCAGAAGGCCCAGGCCUGGGUCUGACCUGAAUGCUCCCUAAGGAGCAUGGCAAUCAAUCUUCACUCAGGGGAGCCACUGUCCUUACUUGCCAUGCUCCUGCUCACCUUUUGGCCUGUGCUGAACUCUGUACUCAUCACGGAGGAAGAGGCUGCUCUUCUGACAGAAUCACCUAAGGAUGUCUUCUGCUUUUCUCGAACCUUUGAGGAUCUCAACUGUUUCUGGAAUGAGCCAGCAGUGGCAAUGCAGAUGGAUAGGGCGUAUCGCUUCUUCUACAGAUACAAAGGAGAAAGGCACAAAGAAUGCAUGCUGACCUCAGAGAGACAGAAUGAUGGAAGUUGGCGCCAUAUCUGCACCUUUCCCAGUGACCAUAAUAGUGUCAAACUCUUCAUAGAGCUCUAUAUUGAGGUGCUAGACAGCUUUAGCAAUCAUACCAUACUCUCUCAGAAUCUCUCAGUGGAAACUGUUGGUCUAAUUUCUCCACCAGAGAAUGUAACAGCUGAAUGGCCCAGAAUGGCAGGACAGUUGCAUGUGAUUUGGGAUCCCCCACCACUCAGCUAUGUGGAAUUCUUGGUUUAUGAGGUUCUUUUUGGUGUUGAAGACUCCAAGCAGCCCCCUUCCAAGAUUGAAGUGAGGAACAGUCACACAUGCCGCCUCAGUGAUCUGCUCCCUGGACAGCAGUAUCACAUCCAAGUGCGCACCAAGCCUGAUGGCCUCUCUCUUGAUGGGCUUUGGGGACCCUGGUCUCCACCAGUGUUAGCAGAGACACCCCAUCUCCCUGGGGAAAUUGGCUUGCAUUGCUUCACUCCUGACUUGCGUCAACUGCACUGCCAAUGGGACUGGGAGCCCAGAAAACCUGGAGUCUCUCUCAGCAUCUUGUACUGGGCAGAAGACAACAGCAGAAGCACAAGAACACAAGUCUGGCAUAAAUGUGAGGAGGAAGAAGAGAGAAUUGAGCCUCAUCAUCCUAGUUUCCACAUCUGCAUCUUCCAGCCUAGCAACAAAAGUUACAUCUCUGUCCUGGUAAUUGUCACACAGGAACAGCACCAGAAAGAAGUCAACUACUUCAAGGAGCCAUUUGACCCACACCAAGUAGCAUUUCAUCCGAUGGCACAGUUCCUAUUUGAGAGUGACUUGCAUGGGCUGUUGAAGUUGGAUGCUCCUAUACCCAAUGCACCUCCUGCACGAUGGCAGCGCAAAGCCAAAGAAGCUGUUAUUAGCACUGGCCCCUCUCCAGACACCACUCUUUCACCCAUGAAGCCAGUCAACAGGUCUCAUAGCACCAGCAAAACUCCCUCCAAAACACCAGGCAAGGCUGGCUCCAAAACACAGAAUACUCCAAACAAAACUGGAGGGGACAGGUACAUUCCUAAUCGCAGUGCCAUGCAAAUGGAUGUGGCCAACUUCCUCUUGACCAAAGAGGACUCCUCUGAUGAGACACCUACAAAGAAGGAGCAUCAGAAGGCCUGGGCAAUGAAUCUGAACGGCUUUGAUGUAGAAGAGGCAAAAAUCUUGCGUUUGAGUGGGAAGCCCCAGAAUGCCCCUGAAGGCUACCAGAACAAUCUCAAAGUGCUCUACAGCCAGAAGAACACUCCAGGCUCGACUCGGAAGACUGGUAGAUACAUAGCCUCCAUGUCAGAUCGGAUUCUAGAUGCCCCGGAUAUCCGCAAUGACUACUAUUUGAACCUUAUUGACUGGAGCUCCCUCAACUUUCUGGCUGUGGCUUUGGAUAAAACUGUGUAUCUGUGGAACUAUGAUUCUCGAGAAAUAAUCCAGCUCAUGCAGAUGGACCACCCAGAUGACUACAUCUCCUCUGUGUCUUGGAUUAAAGAAGGAAAUUAUCUUGCAAUUGGCACAAGUAAUGCAGAGGUCCAGUUGUGGGACGUCCAGCAAAAGAAGCGUCUACGAAACAUGAUCAGCCACUCAUCCCGUGUGAGCUCCCUAAGUUGGAAUAAUUACAUCCUUUCCAGUGGGUCACGGACUGGUCACAUUCAUCAUCAUGAUGUUCGUGUGGCAGAGCACCAUGUGGCAACAUUGGCUGGCCAUACACAAGAAGUGUGUGGGCUUAAAUGGGCACCUGAUGGUCGUUACAUAGCUAGUGGGGGAAAUGACAACCUGGUAAACAUUUGGCCAAACACCCAAGGGGACAAUGGGAGGUAUUGUCCUGUGCAAACAUUCACACAGCAUCAGGGAGCUGUUAAGGCUGUGGCUUGGAGUCCAUGGCAGUCCAAUGUCCUGGCAACAGGAGGUGGAACCAGUGACAGGCAUAUCAGGAUCUGGAAUGUAUGUUCAGGCACCUGUCUAAACACUGUGGAUGCACAGUCUCAGGUGUGUGCUAUCCUCUGGUCUACAAAUUACAAAGAGCUUGUAUCUGGUCAUGGCUUUGCUCAGAACCAGCUUGUAUUGUGGAAAUACCCAACCAUGUCCAAGGUGACAGAGUUGAAAGGUCACACUGCUAGAGUACUAAGCCUGACUAUGAGCCCAGAUGGGUCCACAGUUGCAUCAGCUGCAGCAGAUGAGACAUUGAGACUUUGGCGCUGUUUUGAGCUGGACCCAUCACGGAAGAAAGAUAAAGAAAGUAACACCAAGAGCAGCAUUAUCCAUCAAGGCAUCCGCUGAGUCUUGUCUCAUUCCUCUCCCACCCUAUUUGCUUUAUGUACAGAAUUUUAAACAAUUUAAUAAAUUUCACUCUGCUUCCCUAAAAGUGGUAUUGGUGAAUGAGCUAAAAAGGUAGUAUAAGAAAAUACUUUCACUUUAAGUAUUGGCAAGGACUUCAUCCAUAAUGAA
Eublepharis macularius is the source of this 2874-nucleotide messenger RNA. Its product is annotated as cell division cycle protein 20 homolog. The coding region runs from base 136 to 2706 and encodes 856 amino acids. The transcript is spliced from 17 exons. The record is from RefSeq and is a predicted model, not a curated record. Gene Ontology annotation, molecular function: anaphase-promoting complex binding; protein binding; ubiquitin ligase activator activity. Gene Ontology annotation, biological process: anaphase-promoting complex-dependent catabolic process; positive regulation of ubiquitin protein ligase activity; positive regulation of anaphase-promoting complex-dependent catabolic process. NCBI's taxonomy places the organism in Eukaryota, Metazoa, Chordata, Lepidosauria, Squamata, Eublepharidae. Gene Ontology annotation, cellular component: anaphase-promoting complex.